Messenger RNA from Caenorhabditis auriculariae, 3944 nucleotides. The record is from the annotation of a GenBank genome assembly. Lineage: Eukaryota; Metazoa; Nematoda; Chromadorea; Rhabditida; Rhabditidae.
AUGGCCUGUAGAAGGUGAGGGAAUAAAACUAUUGAACUAAAAUUUUUUGUUAGGAUCGACUAAUAGAUAUAAAAAAUUGAAAAAUUUGGAAUGACAUUGCUAAAAAGAAAUCAAAAAAAGAAAUGAAAACUACUAAAUUCAUUAAAAAUUAAAAUGAUUAAAAUGACGCAUGCGAAAUGUCAUGAGUUUAACGGAUGCGAUGCGGUUUUUUUGAUUCCGAAAAAAAUAAUAUGAAAGUCAAUUUCUAUAUAGUUGUGAUAACGGUGACGCGACCUCGACGCUUACCCAUUCCACGUGCGACCAGGCCUUCAUUCUAGUUUUUUUCAGAACUUGUCAUAGCGUGUUUAAUUAUGUAGAGAACUGUAAACAUUUUAUUAGAUGAGAAUAUCAUUUCUUAGAAAGCAAAAACGUUCUUCCCUAAAUUUCUUUCUUUUUGAUAAUUUUUUUGCUGGUCCGAAAGGUGAUAACUUAUUGGGUUUGUGAAAGUUUCAAAAUAUAUAUAAUCAAAAACCGAAUAAUCAAUUUCAAAAUGAUGAAGGAGACAUCGAACUACUACUCACCGACCGCGUCAUCCGUCAUCGCACCAUGACGACGACAGCCGUGACGGACGUGUUAAACCUGGACAUGGUAGACCUGGACGUGAUAGGUCAGAACGUGACGAAAGAGAUGCAAGAAAUGGAAGAAACGGAAGAAACGGAAGAGAUGGAAAAGACGGGAAGAAUGGAGGUCCCAAUGUCAGAGUCGAAUUCAAACUCAUUUUGAAAAAAGGCGCUAAAGAAAACCGUACCGCAGACUAAACAGUGAAUUCAGGACAUUUAUUUUCUGGAUAUGAAUAAAGUGAACUUAUUGGUGUUUUUUUUUUUUUGAUUUUUUACAGGGAAAUAACGGAAAAGUUUAGUUCAUUGUAGUUGAUCAAGUUGCAAGCAUGUCCUUACGGUCGUUCGCCUCGUUCUUCUGCGCGCAGCUCAUUCAGUUGCUUCUUGACUAGCAGAAAGUAACGGAUGUUGUAGCUGGAGCCCGGAGAGCGUCAUUUAAGUGGAAGUCUCAAAAUGAGAGAAUCGCAGAUUUGAGAAAACAUACUAGAACGUGUUUGAAAAGAAUGAAUUCGAAUUUCUAACAUUUUUUUCACAAGCUUCAAAAGAAGGAGACCAACCGUUUUCUACACGGACCCUGGUGAAGUGAAAGUUUUUUUUUAAUGGACGUGAAGAAAUUUAAUUAAUCACUGCUGACUUGAGACGACGUUUAAAAAACGCCUUAUCUUCAAAUCUCAUUUGGGAGCCCAGUUGAAUCGCCUCGAAUUGAAACAAAUGAUUUUUGCAUCCGACUUGGUCGAAAGCGAGGGGUUCUAAGAGUGUUAUAUUAACCGUUGGUUUGAAAGUUUUUGAAAAGGUUCUUGACACGACUAGCGAAACAGUGAGUGAAUAAAAAUACUCUGUUCGACGGUUCUCUUCCUUUUUCUUGUAUUGUGAAUGAAGUGAAGUAUAGAGAUUUAGCAAGUCACAGAUCAUGUGACAAAAUGAAAGUGAACCUAAUAAUGCCGUGUAAAGAUCUAUUGGAAUUCACUCCUCCAGUGCAAGUUAGAAGUUCCAAGUUUAUUCAGUCCUUAGAGAAGAUCCUCUGUUGAGAAAUUCACUAAGCUAGGAUUGACCAAGAUUGGAUCGUAGAUAAUCUUGUCCUUCUUCCCAUAGUAAUGAUAGGAAGUUGGUCGCUCCGAUGAUCACUGCUUCCUCAGUUGGUCUCUGUGGCGGAUUGAGUUGAAAUUUCAAUGACUUUCAAUAAGUUCAUCCUCCUCUGAACCGUUUAUCCCAGAUGCGUAAGUCGUUCAGAGUCGGGCAUAUGAAAGAUGUGACCUGUGGAUCCAUUUCAUCCAAAAAGUUUUUAAAAAAGUUCAUUGGCCGUGAAAAAAGUCUGAUGACCUUUUUUCAAGUGAUUCGGUUUUCAUUUUGUGCUCUCUGCAUUUCGGGGUAAUUCAAUUGUUUUUUAUCUGCGAUUUUGAACUCACCAUUUUCCGACAGAAGGUAUACAUCUGGAACUGCUACGAUUUUUCGUCUUAAUAAUUUUUGAAACAAAUGCUCGUUUCGUCUAGAAGGCUGUUGGCAAGAAAAAAAAAGUGUAAAAAAAAUCCAUUGGCCGUAAAAAUGAUAGGGAAACUUUUGGAAGACUUUUUUAUGUUGAAACAUCUUGUGAGAAGGCCGGAAUCGUUUUUUCAAAGGCGUUUUCGGCAUGAGAACUCUUCUUCUGCUCGCCUUUCUUGUUUCCUUCACUGUUUUCUCCACGAACGGGUUGGUUUUUGUUUCCAGUUCCAGAAAAGGAACUUUUAUUGAAGAUACUUUGAGCAUAAUCUUGAAUCUUUAUUUUUUAAAUGCGAACGGUCGCCAUGGUGCUCGUUAGGGUACCAUAUGACCUUUUUAGCUUUGUUGUCUGUUCAACGUUAUAUCAUUUCCUUCCUAUCUGUAACCUAAUUAUUUGCUUUGUUCUGAUAAUAAAGAAAUAAACAAAAUAAGGGUAGAACUAUCUUAAAAUUUUUUCCAAAUUUUUUUUCUCUGCGAAAAGUUUGUAUAAUUUUACUUCCUGGUACAUUCUGGCCUUGUUCAAUGGCCGUUAAAACUUUCUACAAGGAAACUUUUCAAUCAGACGGGCAUCUCGUGAGAGUGACGACGAAAGUCGACACGAUAGAAGUUCGGAUCGAAAGUCUUCUGAAGAUACUGAAGAGAAAAGCGAUGAAAAAAGCGAUGAGAAAUCCGCAGAGGACCGCCGACAUUAUGAGAGAGGUUUCCGAAGAGGCGUCUUCUUGAGUUUGUUCGUGUAGUUGUAAUGGUUGAUCAUUUUUCAAUAUGCUUUGAGGAAAAUGGAACUGAAGUUUAUACAAAACUUCAUAGUUUUUUAACGGAUAUACACUUACUAUUAACUACAGCAAUUCACUGAGACUUUGAAAAAAAAAAACGAAAAGCUAGGCCUAAAUUGCUAUCCGUUAUUUUUUUUUCGAGAAACUGCGGCGGUGGAGGGUGCUACGACGAGAGCGAGUUUUCCUUUUCCGAUAGGUACUGUAUGUGAAAGUCCGUAAUUGACGUGUGUACUUUGAGUGUUUGAACAUUCGGAGUGGUCCCAUUUCCGCGUUUUUCCAUAUUCAUUUUAAAACUUUGAUUUUUUGUUUUGUAUCAAGUCAGAAUGAAUGAUUGAUGAUGCAACCGUUCCCUUUAGUUGCAAUCCAUUCCAAUUAAAUUGAGAACAAAACUACAAAGGGAAAACGCGGAGAUGGGGCCACACAGAAUGUGCCAAUACGCAUAGUGCACACACCAAAUGCGGACUCUCGCAUACAGUACUCUCCGGGAAAGGAAAAUAUGAAGCACCCAGUGGAGCUCUCGUUCUAGCGCACUUGACUUUACCGAAAGUUUCUCACAGCAUCCGAAAACUUUUCUCGUGCUUUUUUCUAUUCUUACUAGAGAAUGCUUCCAGAGAGCCGUGACAGAGAUGAUUCUCGAAGCAGCAGCCGAGAGCAUUAUAGAUACAAAGCUGAGGAAGUAACCACCACCGAAAGGCCGACUACAACGACGACCACGCCUUUGCCAACAACAACGACGACCACGCCUUCGCCGACUACAACGACGACCACGGCCAGGUCUGUGCCCACAACCUCCGCCACUUGGUCCUUGACGACGCCUGCCGACAAUGAGCGUCCAAUCAUAAUCCUCCUUCCACGACACCGACAUCAUGUCAAUGGCACGUCUCCGCCUAUAGAAAUCGAGCAGACGGAUACGAUCGUCGACAGAUCCAACUACGAUCUGAACGAGACGGUUAGCUCUCUCGCCGUCGCGGAAACCGCCGCCGGAAAGGCCGCCAACAAAACCAAGAUUUCUGUCGCCGCCAACUCCCACAAGAUGGCCCACAACAACACUGAGCACAUAUACACACGGCACCGGAUCAUCAGAAAACCCAAAGGGUAA